UUUUCCAUUGCACCUCCGACCAGUACGUUGUUUGCAAACAUAAAGGACGUGAAUUUGAACUUGAUUUUAUUGGCUAAUCAACUAAGUGUUGAAGGUUAUAGUUAAUGUGAUUUUAUUCACAGUCAUUUAGUGAUUCAGCGAUUCUAUUCAUCAAGGUAAACACUGUUACUUAGUGACAAUAUUGAAGAAAAUACGAAUUAUGUGGAGCAUACUUUAGGUAUAUAUUAAAACAAUUGGGUGUUUAAUAGUCAUCGGUGUAGACCUUACUAAGGUGUUUUCGAAAUCGAGGAAUGCUUCCAGAAGAAUCUCCGGAGGAUUUGCCAGCCGCAACUGAGAAUGGGGAAUAUGUUAUACCAGAAUUGGAGUUUAAAAUUCCUUCUGCUCAUAUUACUUUAAGCCCCAAGAAACACGUGACGUACACAAUAACAAUUGUGAAAGAAGGAUCAUCGCCAGACAGCCACCCGAGUGUUAUAGAGCGGCGUUACACAGAGUUUCUGGAGCUGUACACAGGCCUUCAUCAGGAGUUUCCCACCAUCAUGGCAAACUACAACUUCCCAAAGAAAGUAGUAUUGGGAAACUUCAAAAACGAGACUAUUGAUAUGAGGAAGUGUGGUUUCGAGGUUCUUCUGUCAGUUGUGGCUCAGAACGAAAAAAUCCGGGAAUCCAGUUCUGUGAUCAAUUUCUUUCUUGGGAAGGAGCAAAGUGAAGCUCUCAAACUUAUCAGUGAAAAAAAUUACAGUGCGGCAAUAGCACCGCUGGAGAUGAUUUUCCGACUGCUGAACAAAUUGUUCACCAACAGACAUCCGCUGGUGCUGCGUGCGCUGUGUCUGCUGGUGGCAUGUUGUGACGCGGCGGGUGUUGUCUGGACACAGAAGUACGCUGAGACAGCAGUGACGCGGUACGAGGCAGUGAGUGACGCCGACUCGCUGCGUUACUACGUGCCACUACUGCAGCUCUGUGUGCGACUGCUGCCCGGCGCAGAAGCUCUGCAGGAACGGCUCAGCUCUAUGAAGAGAAGAGGGAUGAAGGUGGUGGGGUGUCCUCCGCUGCUGGACGCCGUCUUGGCCGACUUUCCCUCCACUUCAGGGCAGACAUAACUGUAAACUAGUAAGUGGAUUUUAGCUUAAGCCUACACUCAAAAGCCACUUUGAAGGCUCUCUGUAAAAGACGCUCUUGGACCAAAUUAGCUUAUUAUGUUUUAAAAGAACGUGAGGUUGAGCACCCAAGGAAUUGCUGUCAAUGCCUAAUAUAUAUUUUUAUACCUUUGCUUAUCUUUAUCCAUGCAUACUAAAACCACACACUGAUUGAAAGUAAUGUUGGCUAAUACAAAAUAAUGUGUGUUUGUAAACAAAGUAUCUAUCAUGUUUUCAAUCAGGUGAAAUAUUUAAGUACUAUUUAAUAGUAAUGUAUUUUGGGUACCAUACUAUCCAUUCUACCAAAUUGUUUCUUCCUUCUGUUUUUAUAGAUUCGAUCAGUUUCUGUUCGGCUAUGUAAUUUCAAGAACAGGCCAGAUUUUGAUCCUUCUUAAUAAAACCGUUUUAAUGUUUGUCGUGCUUUACAUUUUAAAGCUAGUCUAAAGAAUCUCAAGUCAAAUCGUCUGAGAUAACGAAACAUUGCGUUCACAUUGAGUGUAUUUUUAUUAUAGGGCAAUGGAAUUGAGUUGGUUUUAGUGUUCAUAUCGUAUGUUGAAGAUGCUGCUGUGAGUAAGACUGUGUUGUCCCUCUACCGAUUGCGGUCCGCCAAGUUGCAUUGUGGUCAAACCACCCAGAUGCAUUGUGGUCAAACCACCCAGAUGCAUUGUGGUCAAACCACCCAGAUGCAUUGUGGUCAAACCACCCAGAUGCAUUGUGGUCAAACCACCCAGAUGCAUUGUGGUCAAAUCACCCAGAUGCAUUGUGGUCAAACCACCCAGAUGCAUUGUGAUCAAACCACCCAGAUGCAUUGUGGUCAAACCACCCAGAUGCAUUGUGAUCAAACCACCCAGAUGCAUUCAAUGAUUGCCUGUUCGAUUCAUGGAUAAAGUGUUAAACACAACAAAUCCAUGUAAUGAUAUUUGUUUUUCUAGUAAUUUAGAUUUAAAUGUGUAUGGAGAAUUUGGUUUGAAACUGAUGAGGAAGAGGUGUAUUUUGUGACAGUGGCAGAGAGAGGUACUACAGAAGUAGAGUGGCACAAUACCUUGUGUUUGGACAGACUCUAAUACAAUACACACCACUUGUAUUUAACAUAAUAGAGAGUGUUGAAAAAUAAACAUGAACACAUGUUUUUGGUCCAGGAGUGUUAUAUUGCCACUAUUUCUAAUAAGUUUUAAAUGCUUUCUUAGCAUACCUGCUCUAACCAUGUUUUUAAUAAGUUGAUUAUAUUUUAAAAUAUUAACCAAUUACAUCGUUAUGUUUACAUAAUGUCAAUUCUUCUAAUAUGAGUCAGUGCAAACUAGAUUACCAAAUUAAUGUCAAAUUGCAUUUAAUAUUAUCACUCAAAAUUGGAAAAAUUGAUUUCUGGGUUUGAAAAACUUAUAAAAUAUAUAUGUAAUAAACAAAUAAAUAAAUAUAUAAAUAUAUAUAUAUAUAUAAAUAUAUAUAUAUAUAUAUAUAUAUAUAUAUAUAUAUAUAUAUAUAUAUAUAUAUAUAUGAUAGUAAUAAUAACUUUAAAAUGUAACUGUCGAACCUCAUUAUGAAGAUAGAGUGAAAAGUGGAUGAUUCAAGAUAGUGGAUCAUUCAAACUUAUCUUCUGGUCCUUGACAUUUGUUAUAUACUGUUCAAAUAGGGUGGGUAAUUAAAGUUUUGUUUGGAUAGUUUAAAAUUUUCAUGUUUAUUUUACAUUUUGUCUGAGCUAGAAUUCCUAUCAGUUGGCAAGGUAACAGUAUAAUGUACAGUAAAACGUCUUACUGUAGUCACACUAUGUUUACAAGAUAUGGCUCCAACCUGCCACUCGAACCGCUGUGCCUUCUUGAUUCUCACGAAGUUAGCACUAUGAGCGAUCAGAGUACGUUGCCACGCCACAGUCCGGGUCUGUACUCAAUAUUUAACUGUAUUACGAGGUUACUGUAGUCACACUAUGUUUACAAGAUAUGGCUCCAACCUGCCACUCGAACCACUGUGCCUUCUUGAUUCUCACGAAGUUAGCACUAUGAGCGAUCAGAGUACGUUGCCUCGCCACAGUCCGGGUCUGUACUCAAUAUUUAACUGUAUUACGAGGUUACUGUAGUCACACUAUGUUUACAAGAUAUGGCUCCAACCUGCCACUCGAACCACUGUGCCUUCUUGAUUCUCACGAAGUUAGCACUAUGAGCGAUCAGAGUACGUUGCCACGCCACAGUCCGGGUCUGUACUCAAUAUUUAACUGUAUUACGAGGUUACUGUAGUCACACUAUGUUUACAAGAUAUGGCUCCAACCUGCCACUCGAACCGCUGUGCCUUCUUGAUUCUCACGAAGUUAGCACUAUGAGCGAUCAGAGUACGUUGCCUCGCCACAGUCCGGGUCUGUACUCAAUAUUUAACUGUAUUACGAGGUUACUGUAGUCACACUAUGUUUACAAGAUAUGGCUCCAACCUGCCACUCGAACUGCUGUGCCUUCUUGAUUCUCACGAAGUUAGCACUAUGAGCGAUCAGAGUACGUUGCCACGCCACAGUCCGGGUCUGUACUCAAUAUUUAACUGUAUUACGAGGUAGGAGUCUCCCACCUUCGCUAGAGGUUCAUUCUGAUAGUUACACUACACAUAAUGUGUUACUGACAGAGUGAUUGUACUCAGUUUGUUUACAACAAUCCCGUGGAGUGACUAUCAAAAUUCAAGUCUAUAGGUCUGUUCGUUUAUGAUGUAUUGUAGGGGUAGAUGGCCAAACAGAAAUACAAUUUUUCGUGUCCUUGAAUGAUAAACUUUUCUAAUGCUCAGCUUAUGAGGGAUGGAUUGGGAUUGAAGCUCAGGAAGUUAACUAAUUUUUUUGACACAUUUUUUCUCAACAAACGAUGAAAUGUUUUUUCUUAAGGAAGAACCAAAAGCAAUCCAAGACAUGUAGUACAAAAACAUAAUGAUCAAUGAAUAUUUACACACAAUUAAAAAUCAGCAAACUACAUUUGUGACAGCAAAUUUCAAAUCAAUUGGUACAUGCAGAGUAUUAAAAUACCUUCAGAUCUAAUAAAAACAACAAUAAUAAUAAUCUUUUGUGCUAUAAAAAUGUACAAUAUUAUUGAAAAAGUCAUGGUAUACAGCAGUUCAUCCACAAAUUGUUAAUAAUUAUUAACAAUCCAUAUUUCUGGAGUUGAAUGAUUUAUUAAAGUUGUAAAAUGAAUUCUCCAACAACCAGAGAUGGAACUUAUUUUUAAAAAUAUCAAAGGGAUAUGAGAAAAUCUUUUUCUUCAAAAAGUUAUAAAUUUUUAAAGACUUAUCACUUAUCAGGAUUUUACUUAAAUAAAAGAGUCAAAUUUCAACAUUGUUUCGAUUAUGAGUGUUGCGUUCAUGAAUUUGACGUUUAAUAUUAAGGAAAUUGGAUUGUAGUGUAUGGAAGUCACACACACAAACACACACACAUACAAUUUUUUAACAGUUUAGAAAUGAAAACAUUUGAUGUGAGAUUUACAAUGCUUUCUGAAGUCAAAAUUUUUAAAACCCCUGAUUACCUUCUUUGUAAUACUAAUAUUUUUGUAAUUCUGGUACAGUUACCAUAUAAAACUAACCCAUGUUGAAAAAGGCAAAAUAUGCGGCUCUUAUGUAAUUUAGCAGUGCAAUAUCGUUUAGUCUACUCAAAAGAUAAAUAACUCGAGAAAGUCUUUUAUUUAGACAAUGAAUAUGUGUUGUGUUGCCCAUCAAGAUUUUAUCAAGAUUGAUACCCAAAAAUUUAACUGUGUUUGAAAAGCCUAUAAACAAAAAUGAUGCCUAAUAGUAAAUAAAGUUUUUUGUCCUUAUUUAACAUUUGCAUAAAACCAAUUUAAUGUGUUUUCUAAUGUAUCAUUUGCUAAUAGUUCCAGAUCAUGAAUACUUUGUCUGAAAUUAAAAAGUGUACUAUCAUCUGCAUAUAUGCUAUAUAUAAUAUGCUUUUUGAGUUAUGGUAAAUCAUUUAUAUAAACUAAAAAGAGUAGAGGUCUGGGACAGAUCGCGGAACUUCUUCCAACCAUUUACCAUUACAUAAACCAAGUGCUUGCAAUUAUCUAGAUAUGAUUAUAUAAACUAUAUAUAUAUAUUAUAUAUCAGAGGACAAACCUGUGUGAUCUGAUGGAAAGAAAUCAACUAGAUCGCAAAUGUGUUGUGACAAUUAUAGUCUGUUACUAUCGUGGCUCCCAUACUAAACACAGUGACCUGGGGUACUCAUGCUCUGACUGAACCGUUGGUAAAUAACAAAAUGAUUUAUGAAAACAAUUUAAGGUGUAAAUUUACAAUUAAGAUUUUGAAAUUAAUUCAUGUUUAAAUAUUGCUAAUUUUGUAAAAUGGUCAAAUAAAAAUAAAAAAGCUAACAUUUAGAUCUUUUAUGAGGAUUGUAAUUUAAUUUUAAUUAGUUGUUAUGACAAGUUAAUUAUAAUUAGUUAAUUAUUUAUGAAGAUAAUUUAAGCCAUAAAUCGUUAUUCUAGGUUUUGAAAUAUAUUCGAAUCUAAUCAAAUCUUGUUGGAUGAUAUUUUUGUUGUGUUAGAUGACAGCUAUAAUUAUAUAUUAGAUUAUUUAAGAUGACUAAUACACUUAUAUAAUAUCAGAUUAAGUUUUAAAAGGUUUGUUUAACAAGUUUAAAUCUAGAUUAAUACCCAUAGUUACUUUUUAAUCAAACUAAAACUAACAGAAGAAGGAUUGCAGAGCGGAUUGUAAUUAUUGAUAGCUUUAUGAAGGUAAUAGAAAAUCUGUACACUUUUGUGAGAUUCUACUUAACUUUGUCAUAUUAACUACGAAUUUGUAAUCUACAUAAACUCAUGUACCAGAUGUACAUGUUGCUUUAUGAAGGAUUUCAAAAUUUACCUUAAAAUAAUAACAGGCAGACUAAUAUUAUCAAGUUAAAUUAAUUUAUGGUGAAAUGAAGGUUAGUGAUGCAACAUAAUUAUUCCGUUAUAUUUGUAGUGUUUGUUUGUUUUAAUAUUGAUUGUAAUCAAUAUAUCUAAUUGAUUAUAAUUAAGGGUAUAUUUUUGCUUUCAUCAAUGAAAUGAGUGGAGUAUCAGUGUUUAUUUUAUUUAUUUAUUAUUAUUUAUUUAUAAAAGUUAUAUUUAUAAAACAAUCAGCUUUAUAUUAUUUAUUUUUGGUUGUGAAGAAGGUGUGAUUCACUUUAUAUAUUGUUAAGUUUUUGUUAUUAAGUAAUAUGUUUGUUAUAUUGUGAUAUAUACUGAAUUCAAAAAUCUCUGGUUAUAAUGAAGAGAUUAAAUAUAUUGUUUUAGGUUUAAUAUGUAUUAUUGUGUUCAUAGUGAAAGAGACGACAAAUCACACUAGACUAAGUUAAGUAAUACUGUUGAAAAACAAAAAAGUUAUUUGAACUGUGGGACAUAAGAUUUGUGUCAUUUAAAUGUAUUGCAAGAGGAAUAAUGGGUUUUAAAUUUCUGAAGAAAUAGAGCAUCAUUUUAAUACUGAAAUAAAAGAUAUCUCAUAUACUAACAAAAAAUUGGUAUUUGUUAAUACUAAUACUCAAAAAGACUAAUUACAGCCAUAAUUAGUAUUUGUCAUUAAUUACGGAUAAUUUGGUAACUGCGAUACUACUACGGUAGAAGAAUUUAACGAUUCUUACAAUUUAUUGAUUGUAAUUGUUAUUGAUUAGUUUAGAGUUGGAAGUAUAUUUUUCAGUUUACUUGCAAAUUUAAAUGUGUUUUUUGGAAUGUUUAAAUUAGAUAUAUUAAUAUAAAAAUAUAUAUUUGUUAAUUUUUAGAGAAUUAAAUAUGAACAAUGGAAUAGUUGUACAAAUUUAUUGUGUAAUGUGUUUUUAUACUAACAAAAUUAAAAGUUAUUUCAGUUUGAAUUUAAUUGCUUGAUGUUGUAUUUUAAAGCGUAAGUUUUUGUUUGGCAGUCUUACCCUGUAAUAGAAAAAAAUAAAAAGUGCUAAAUUUACAUAGUUGUUCCCUCAAGAAUAAAUUAAAUAAAAAUAAAAAUUGAAUAUUAAAAGAUAUUAAAUCACACAUUAAAUGAUACAAUGAUCACAAUAUGUUCUGAAAUGUUUUAUGAACUUUACUGAAAUAAUUUGUACUUCAGCCAGUUUUUAAAUUCUUCAACAAUAUAUUGUACAUUUGACUCCUGCUUGUGUUCACUUCUAUUUAUUGUUAUUUAUUGAUUAUAUUUUACACUGUUAAUAUACUCAUUAUAAUACAUUUUAUAACAAAAUGUCUUGUUAUGCUUUUUGAUUACUCUAUUUUGUCAUAAUUGUAAUUAAAUGUAAUUAUUGGUAAUUUAUCAUUAUAAUAUUGUUAAGUUUGUUAUUAAUCAAGUUGUAUGAAAUAUAAAGUGUUACAAGUUAAAGCAAAAUUUUAGUCCAUAAGUGGCAAUUUCUGCAAUCUGCAGACAGAGUGAGUAUAUAUUGCUAUAUACCUUACAAUAUAUUGAGAAUUAAUUGUUUGGGAAAUUUAUCAAGUUUUCCGGAACUUGUAAAAAAACCUGUUAAAUCUAUACAGUAUUAUUUAAUAAUUAUUUUAAGUGACUAAGAAAUAGUUAUAUUUAUUUUAAUACUAUGUGACUGAUACUUGUAAUAUAAUAAUAAAUAUAAUAAAAUUUAACCAAACAACUGUUCAAUUCCAACCUGUCGUGAUUGUACAGAAUUAAAUGACAAUUUUUCUAAGUUUCUUGGUUGUAUUCAAAAUAUUGUACAAAUUUAGUUUAUUUUUUGAAUGAAUAAGGUAAUAAAACCAACUUUGCCAUGCAUAAAUACAAUAAUCUCUAAUGUGUUUGUCAAAUGCUGUUUUUCCAGUAAUAAUUGGAAAAUUCAAUGAAUGUAAAAUAUAUCUUUUGAUUAUGGCAAAACAACAGUCAUAACUACUUUGUUCUGCUCUCAUAGUAAUUAUUGUUAUUUAGUAUCACUUAGAAAUGUUGAUUGCUCAUUUUACCAAAACUUUAGUACAGAAAAUCAUUGUUACAUAAAAUAUAAUUGGUGUAUUUUAUUUGUGACUCGUAUAUUUUCUUUAUUAAUACAGUUACUGAUUGAUGUUAACAUGAUUAGCUUAAUCAAAUAUAAUUUUAGUUCACAGAUUCAAUUAUAAAAAAGCCUAAGAAUAUAAUUUGUAUCAAGUACCAAGAACAGUUUCAACAUCACAACAGCAAUAAAUCUAAAAGUUAAGAUUUAAAAAUAAAUAAAAUAACUAAUAAAUAUAAAAAAUGUAUAAAAUCAAUAACACAAACUAAUGGGUUAUAAUUCAAUUGAUUACAUUCAUUUAAAUUUGUGUACAAAAUGAACACUGUUUUAAUAGCCAUAUUUACAAUGUUCACCUCUUUUUAAUUACUCCAGAGGAUGGAAUAAAGCAGUGAUUACAACAAUUCACCUUUACAAAAUUGUUCUAUCUAAAUAAUGCUUGAAUAAAUAAGAACAGGUGGUGAUAACGAAGGCGAUGGUAUUGUCUUAUUUUAUUGAUGAAUUGAAAUACAUUAAAUUUUAUUCUAUCCAAAAAAUUAUUUAACACAAAAAAAUAAUGUAAUACAGUGUGUGAACAAAGUUAUGUCUCACUUUGAAAUAACUAUUUACAAAAGUAUAUACAGCACAAGAAUGAGGUUAACAUAGGAUUAAAGAAUACUGUAAACAGGUUUAUGUCAGUUUAUCUGACCCUGCAGACCUCCAAGCGAGCUUUCAUCUUCUCUCAUAUUUUGAUCAGGACUUCUGGGCUAACUGAUUCAAUUGCAGCUCUCAUUCGUUGCUUUAAGUGUUCAAUAAACGAGCAUUAUGACGAUGCACAUUUCCAGACAAGUGAAAGGUAACAUCAACACAAAAAACAAUUCCGUUUAUAAAAUCUUGAUCCAGUCAAUUUUCAUACAGAAUAAGAACGGCAAUGUCAUACCUCUUUAAUUUGUUAUCUGGUAUCAAAGCAUGCACUAUUUGAGGUUAUUUAAGUUAAAUUUAAGUCGUUUCUUCAAAACUGAAUGAAUUGUAUACUUAGGGACAUUCAACUCAUGUCCAUGUUGGACUUCACACUUGUACUUCUUGUACUUCUUACAAAAAGUGUUUGAAUUUUUUUUACGGUUUGAUCUCCUGUUUAUAGCCUACCUGUCUUUAUGUUGUCGAAAAAAAUGUCUGUUUCCUUGAACGUCUUAUCCCAUUAAUAAAUUCUACAUCUCUGAGGGAUUUUCAUGAAACACUCUGUGAUACUAACACUGAACUGAAAUCACAGCAUAAAACUUUGCUAGCCACAAAAUAUACUGAACUUUUCAUUACAAAGUUGCCAUUACGGCUGUCUUUGUAAAAACGUUACCCACAGUUAUCCACAGAUGAGAACAGUGGGUAACUCGGCUAGUAAAACAAAACUUUAUAAACCAAUGUUUUAAUUUAUAUCUGUUUCAUAGACCUGCGAUCAAUAAUAGAGUAGCUAUAAUCAAUUAAAAGUGUGACAUGACUUUGUGGACACACUGUAAUGUAUAUAGGAUCCAUCAUUGUACUCAAUGACAAGAUUAUAAUCGUGUAACUUAUUGUAAUUUUGUAAUUUUGAAUUUGUUUUGUUUCAUAGCAUAAUCAAGUGUUAAACUCUGCUUGUUUUAUUCCCUUAGAAACUAUUCUCAAGGUCUCUUGGAAUUUCCCUAUCCCUAGCCGUAUUAUGCAUGCAUAAGGUUGGCUGAUAUUUUGUAUAUUAGAAAGUGUCAAUUAGACUACAUUUAAUAUAUUUUAAUAAUGCAAAGAUUUAACAAUAAACUGAAAACUAUUUAUAUUUGCACUUCAUGAUAUAAAUAUAAUAUAUACCUUGCUAAUAUUUAUAUACUCAAAAUUUUAUAAAGUUGGAAUAAUGUUCAUGUGUAGAAACAUGUGAAGCAUAAUAAAAACACUCAUAAAGGAA
Homalodisca vitripennis (glassy-winged sharpshooter) is the source of this 9922-nucleotide messenger RNA. It is a transcript of the gene Snx21, whose product is annotated as sorting nexin-20. Gene Ontology annotation, cellular component: early endosome membrane. Bases 291 to 1097 code for a protein of 268 amino acids. Lineage: Eukaryota; Metazoa; Arthropoda; Insecta; Hemiptera; Cicadellidae. Gene Ontology annotation, biological process: protein transport. The record is from RefSeq and is a predicted model, not a curated record. The transcript has 4 exons. Gene Ontology annotation, molecular function: phosphatidylinositol phosphate binding.